AAUUAAACUUGAAUAAAAAAAUGAAAAUAUAAAACAUGCAUGGCGAUUUUACGUUAACAAAUAGCUCAAUCAAUUUAAAUUAGAAUAUGGUACCUAAAUUCUUUCUUUGUAACAAAUUAAAAUCAACAAAUGUAUUUAUAGUAAGCAUAAGCAAGAAAUUUGCAUUCAUCCAUUCCUCGAAAAUUCGGGAGAAAUUCAAUCAAUGUCACAUUUUUUUCGGGGUCUUAUCUUGUCAUUCCAUGGUUACUUUCCGAUUUCCGAAAAAUAGAGUUUGAGAAAAAUGAUGGCGAUGAUGAAUGAAUGAAUUAGUUAGAAAAUAGAGAUAGAUAGAUCAAAGUGCAUGAAUGGCGUCGUUGACGAAUCAAGGAUCGAAGAAGGGCAUGAAGCCGCAGCAACAAGGCGGUGGAAAGGGGGGCGGCGGCGGGGGCGGGGCUUCCUCCACCGUUAAAUUCGCAAGGAGAACUUCGAGCGGCAAGUACGUCAGCCUCUCCAAGGAGGAGAUCGAGAUGUCCGGCGGCGACGCCGACUACAGCAACUACACGGUCCACAUCCCGCCCACGCCGGAUAACCAGCCGGUGGCGGCCAAAGCGGAGGAGCAGUACGUCUCCAACUCCCUCUUCACGGGCGGAUUCAACAGCGUCACCCGCGCCCAUCUCAUGGACAAGGUCAUCGACUCCCAGGUGUCCCAUCCCCAGAUGGCCGGCUGCAAGGGCUCGUCGUGCGCCAUGCCGGCGUGCGACGGCAAAGUCAUCAAAGACGAGCGCGGCGAGGAUGUCAUCCCUUGCGAAUGCAGGUAUAAAAUCUGCAGGGAUUGCUACAUGGACGCCCAGAAAGACACCGGCCUCUGCCCCGGAUGCAAGGAGCCUUACAAGACCGGCGACUGCGACGACGAGAUACCCAACUACGCCAAAGGAGCGCUCCCCCUCCCCGGCCCCGACGCCAAGAACAACAUGUCCAUGUCCAUGAUGAAGAGGAACCAAAACGGAGAGUUUGAUCACAACAAGUGGUUGUUCGAGACGCAGGGCACUUAUGGAUACGGCAACGCUUACUGGCCCGAGGAUGGGGACGACGACGGGGGAAUGCACCAGGGCAUGCUCGAGUCCUCCGAUAAACCCUGGAGGCCGCUCAGCCGCGUCAUCGACGUCCCCAACAGCAUUAUCAGCCCUUACAGGCUCCUCAUUGCUAUCCGUUUCGUCAUCAUGUGCUUCUUCUUAGUGUGGCGUGUGCGCCAUCCCAACGAGGAUGCUAUCUGGCUCUGGUUGAUGUCUGUCGUCUGUGAGAUAUGGUUUGCAUUUUCUUGGAUUCUUGAUCAGGUCCCCAAGAUGCACCCGAUCAACCGCAGCACGGAUUUGCCGCUCCUGCGCGAUAAAUUUGAGGCCCCGUCCCCUUCCAACCCGACAGGGCGGUCGGAUCUCCCGGGGAUGGACUUGUUCGUGUCAACCGCUGAUCCUGAGAAGGAGCCGCCUCUCGUCACUGCCAACACUAUUCUCUCCAUUCUAGCUGUGGAGUACCCCGUCGAGAAACUGGCUUGCUAUGUUUCUGACGACGGGGGCGCCCUUCUCACUUUCGAAGCAAUGGCCGAGGCCUGCAGCUUCGCUGAUCUCUGGGUCCCCUUCUGUAGGAAACACGACAUUGAACCCCGGAACCCAGAGACCUACUUCAGCUUGAAAGGCGAUCCCACCAAGAACAAGAGCAGAGUCGACUUCGUCAAGGAUAGGAGGAGAGUGAAGAGGGAGUACGACGAGUUCAAAGUGAGGAUAAACGGGCUCCCGGACUCCAUCAGGAGGAGAUCGGAGGCUUUCAACGCGCGGGAGGAGAUGAAGAUGCUCAAGCACAUGAGGGAGACCGGGGCUGACACGUUGGAGCCUGUUAAGGUCACGAAAGCUACAUGGAUGGCAGAUGGCACGCACUGGCCCGGGACUUGGGCUGUCCCGUCUCGAGAACAUGCCAAGGGGGAUCAUGCUGGGAUUCUUCAGGUCAUGCUGAAGCCUCCCAGCUGCGAUCCCCUCAUGGGAAGCUCAGAGGACAAGAUCCUCGACUUCAGCGAUGUCGACAUCCGCCUGCCUAUGUUUGUGUACAUGUCGCGUGAGAAACGCCCUGGCUACGACCACAACAAGAAAGCCGGUGCCAUGAACGCCCUUGUCCGAGCAUCGGCUAUUCUCUCCAACGGGCCCUUCAUACUCAACCUCGACUGUGAUCACUACAUCUACAACUGCAACGCUAUUCGUGAAGGAAUGUGCUUCAUGAUGGACAGGGGCGGCGAGGACAUCUGCUACAUUCAGUUCCCGCAAAGAUUUGAAGGCAUCGAUCCAUCAGAUCGGUAUGCCAACCACAACACUGUCUUCUUCGAUGGAAACAUGCGAGCUCUCGACGGCCUGCAAGGCCCCGUCUACGUCGGGACAGGAUGCAUGUUCCGGAGAUUUGCUCUUUACGGAUUCGACCCCCCCAAAGCAGACAAGCUUCCUAAUGCAGACAAGAAUGUCGCGCUCAAGGCCACCGAUUUUGACCCCGAUCUCGAUGUCGACUUGCUACCUAAACGAUUUGGGAAUUCCACCUUGCUAGCGGAGUCCAUUCCGGUGGCCGAGUUUCAAGGUCGCCCCAUCGCUGAUCAUCCUGCCGUCAAGUACGGCCGCCCUCCCGGCAUCCUCAGGAUGCCUCGCACGCCUCUUGAUGCCACCACCGUUGCUGAAGCCGUCUCUGUCAUAUCAUGCUGGUACGAGGACAAGACGGAAUGGGGGGAUCGCGUGGGGUGGAUCUACGGUUCGGUGACGGAAGACGUGGUGACGGGGUACAGAAUGCACAACCGCGGGUGGCGGUCGGUCUACUGCGUGACGAAGCGCGACGCCUUCCGUGGAUCGGCGCCGAUCAAUCUGACGGACAGGCUGCACCAGGUGCUGAGAUGGGCGACGGGGUCCGUGGAGAUCUUCUUCUCCAGAAACAACGCGGUUUUAGCGACUAAAAAACUCAACAUCCUGCAGCGGCUGGCCUACAUCAACGUCGGCGUGUACCCUUUCACCUCGAUGUUCCUGAUCGUCUACUGCUUCCUCCCCGCGCUCUCCCUCUUCUCCGGCUACUUCAUCGUGCAGACUCUCGACAUCACCUUCCUCGCCCUACUCCUGACCAUGUCCCUCUGCCUCAUCGGGCUGGCCUUGUUAGAGGUCAGGUGGUCCGGCGUCGGCCUGGAGGAGUGGUGGAGGAACGAGCAGUUCUGGCUCAUCUCCGGCACCAGCGCGCAUCUGGCGGCGGUGGUGCAGGGCCUGCUGAAGGUGAUCGCCGGGAUCGAGAUCUCGUUCACGCUGACAUCCAAGGCGGCGGGGGAGGACAACGAAGAUAUAUACGCGGAGCUGUACCUGGUGAAGUGGACGUCGCUGAUGAUUCCGCCGAUUGUGAUUGGGAUGGUGAACAUCAUAGCCAUGGUGGUGGCGUUCUCGAGGACGAUAUACGAGACGGUGCCGCAGUGGAGCAAGUUCAUCGGCGGGGCCUUCUUCAGUUUCUGGGUGCUGGCGCAUCUCUACCCCUUCGCCAAGGGCCUCAUGGGGAGGAGAGGGAAGACGCCCACCAUCGUCUUCGUUUGGUCUGGCCUCAUUGCGAUCACGCUCUCCUUGCUUUGGGUCGCCAUCAACCCUGCUACCAGCGAGCGCCCUUCUGCUGCCGCCGGUGGCGGCGGAUUUACUUUCCCGUGAAGAUCAUACAUACAUACUUCUACUUUCAUAUAUAUGUAUAUGUACGUAGAUUAAUUUAUUGAUUUCCUAUUUUUCUUUCCUUUUUUGUUUUCACGGUAGCUAGAUGAGGAUGAUUCAUUUCACUCUUACUCCAUGCAUACAGGUAUGGAGUUCUUACCAUCUCUGCUUGUUCAUCUCUCUCUCUCUUGUUAUAUAGCAGGAAGUCUUAGAAUUUAUGAAAUUAAUCUCAACACUUGUAAUUACAACGAUCAAUAUCAUGUUAUAUCUCAAUC
This is a messenger RNA of Salvia miltiorrhiza (redroot sage), 3955 nucleotides long. Its product is annotated as cellulose synthase-like protein D4. Gene Ontology annotation, cellular component: trans-Golgi network; plasma membrane. The transcript is spliced from 2 exons. NCBI's taxonomy places the organism in Eukaryota, Viridiplantae, Streptophyta, Magnoliopsida, Lamiales, Lamiaceae. The record is from RefSeq and is a predicted model, not a curated record. The coding region runs from base 345 to 3683 and encodes 1112 amino acids. Gene Ontology annotation, biological process: plant-type primary cell wall biogenesis; cellulose biosynthetic process. Gene Ontology annotation, molecular function: cellulose synthase (UDP-forming) activity; mannan synthase activity.